Messenger RNA from Osmerus eperlanus (European smelt), 5690 nucleotides. It is a transcript of the gene tbc1d25, whose product is annotated as TBC1 domain family, member 25. NCBI's taxonomy places the organism in Eukaryota, Metazoa, Chordata, Actinopteri, Osmeriformes, Osmeridae. The transcript has 7 exons. Gene Ontology annotation, molecular function: GTPase activator activity. Bases 259 to 2874 code for a protein of 871 amino acids. Gene Ontology annotation, biological process: regulation of autophagosome maturation; activation of GTPase activity. The record is from RefSeq and is a predicted model, not a curated record. Gene Ontology annotation, cellular component: autophagosome.
UUAAUAUGAAAUGGUCAUAACGUGAUAAAUAACGUUUUCAUUGUGUCGGGCAAACCAGAGCCACUCUCGGGUAAACAAACGUCAACAAUGCUUUUAUUUUGAAGGCUACAAUCGCAAAAUAGGUUUUGUGCUGUACACGGAACGGUGAGGGAAAAGCUACCGAGAUGCCAAUCGUUGUCGUUUCUUUUUAAAAUGUAGUCUGUAGCUAUCCAAGAAGAAACAUUGUACACACAUCGUAUUUUUAGCGGGUCCCUCAUCAUGGCUGCCGAGGAGGAGAGGGGGGUUGUGCGUGUCAAAGUGAAGAAAUGUGACGGAGUGCUACCAGUGGAGUUUCGUUCAUUUGCAGUUGAUCCUCAAAUAACGUCGUUGGAGGUGCUACAACAUAUACUCAUAAGAGCCUUUGAGUUAAAUGGCAAGAGAAACUUUGGAAUAAGCUACCUGUCUCGUGACCGUGGAGGUGUGGAAGUGUAUCUCUCCCUUCUGUCUGAUUGGGAUUUGGAUGCUGCGUUUGUCAGUGCUGCAAAGCCUUAUUUACAGCUCAAGAUGGAUAUAAAGCCCUCUGAAGACAGUCCCCUAAUGGAAGACUGGGACAUCAUAAGCCCCAAAGAUGUGAUUGGUUCUGAUCAGCUUCCUGGGGAGAAGAAGUCCUUAGCAGCCGCUGCUCUCCCCUUCACUCAGUCCCUGCUGUCCCAGAUGGGUCGUACUUUGUCCAGAGUCCAGCAGGCCUUGAGCUGGUCUUACUGUGAGGAUAUGAAACCUUUCAAGCCCCCUCUUAGUGAUGCAGAGUUCCACAGUUAUCUUAAUGGCCAGGGUCAGCUGUACCGCCCAGAAGAACUGCGGUUACGUAUCUAUCAUGGUGGGGUGGAACCUUCUCUACGCAAGGUUGUGUGGCGGUACCUACUUAAUGUGUACCCAGAUGGAUUGACUGGUCAAGAAAGAAUGGACUAUAUGAAGAGAAAGACCAGAGAGUAUGACCAGUUGAAGAGAGAGUGGACAUCCAGGGCCAGUCAAGAAGAUCUAGAAUUCAUUAGAGGUAAUGUGCUGAAGGAUGUGCUGAGAACAGACCGUGCCCAUCCUUACUACGCAGGCUCAGAGGACAGUCCCCACCUCACCGCCCUCACAGACCUGCUUACCACCUUCGCCAUCACUCAUCCACAGGUGUCUUACUGCCAGGGUAUGAGUGACAUUGCGUCUCCAAUUCUUGCUGUCAUGGAUAAUGAGGCUCAUGCGUUCAUCUGCUUCUGUGGCAUUAUGAAACGCUUAGAGGGCAACUUUCGACCCGAUGGCCAACUCAUGUCUGUCAAGUUCCAGCAUCUCAAGCUCCUUCUUCAGUAUUCAGACCCUGAGUUCUAUUCUUACCUGGUCUCUCGAGGAGCUGAUGAUCUGUUCUUCUGUUACCGCUGGCUGCUUCUGGAACUAAAACGUGAAUUUGCGUUUGACGAUGCCCUAAGAAUGUUGGAGGUCGCCUGGAGUUCCCUGCCCCCUGAUCCUCCUGAAACCGAGGUGGAACUUCUAGGCCCACCCUUGGAGACGGAUGGUAUGACUUCAAGCAAUGUUCAGGACCAAGCUUUCAAAAGGGACCAUGGGGAAGAUUUAAAGCAAAAAGAGAGGCAGCGUAGACAACACAUGUUGAGACCCUCAAGAGAAGAGGCAGAUGGAUUAAGGAAGAUAAACAUAGAGAAAGACGAGAAACUAGACAGAGGAGCUAUAAGGGAAGGUGAGGGGGACUACAAUAUACCUUACGUUGGGAAAGAGAACAAAGUAGCACCUGCUGCUCCCUUUGAGAAACAGGCCAGUUUUGGAGAGUUUAAAUACUACAGUGCCCGGAAUGAGGACAGCUUUGAUUUGGAAGAUCGUGACCUCACAGAAGGCCCCAUUGAAUCACAGCCUGUGUCCAUUCUCCCAGUCCGGCAGUCCACAGAGGACAGUGAAGAAGAUCCAGGGGAGCGAGCACCACUCAUUAGAGAUGAUGACCAAUCCUCUUCUCCAGAAACAGAGGGAAGGGGGGGCUCUCCCAGCCAACAGACUAUAUCCCCGGCCUCACUGUUUCCUUCUGGCCUGUCCAACUGGAAAACCAGUUCCUCUCCCUCGCCUAUGUCCUCCCCUUCACCAACUAGUUGGCAAGGGGCCUCAGCAGACUCCCCAUCACCGAUGUAUGCUUCAUCUCCACUUUCGAAUGAAAGGGCAGAUUCACCAGACCAUACGUCACAGGUAUUAGCUUCAUUUGGCCCUGUGUUCAAUGGGACUGGAGCCAGCUCGCCUACGACUCCCACAGGGAAGUCCUCUGUUCCUUCUCCCUCACUCUCCUGCCCUCAAAAUAGAUCUUUGCUCUCAUCACCUGUUUUAUCAUUUGGACGAGCCCCUUCGUUGUCAAGCAACAAGGCCUCCAGCACAGGCACCAGUACCCCUAACUCUACGAAACCAGAAAACACCAUCAAACCCUGUUCUCUGCCUCCACCUCAAGAGUUUGGUAAAGGGAAUCCCUUCAUGUUAUUUCUGUGCCUCUCUAUCUUGCUGGAGCACAGAGAUCACAUUGUUAAGAAUAGUUUUGAUUAUAAUGAGCUGGCUAUGCACUUUGACCGUCUUGUUCGCCGCCACAACCUUGGGAGGGUAUUGCAGCGUGCCAAGGCCUUGUUUGCAGACUACCUGCAGAGUGAGGUAUGGGACUCUGAGGAAGGUGAUGAAGUCAGCUCAGACUCCCCAACUACAGCCACAGCUGCUCUUCACUCCCCCCCAGCUAGGUCUUUGUUUACCCCUUUAGCAUCCCCACAGCCCUCUUCCCCAAACUCCACCUACAACCUUGCUGCAACCAUACCAUCACCAUCUGCCACUAUACCUUCUCCAAAGGCUACAGUGCCUCUAUUUUCCUCUUGACUUGAUUGUUUUCAUGUCCAUGUACCCAACAUACUCAAUGACUAUUUUGGCCUGUUUAAGAUGUUUUUGCAUCGGUUGUUGCUUAUCAAAUUGUUGAUGGCCACCCAGAUUUGACUGAACAUUACUAUUACGAAGUUGUCCCAGACAUCUUCUCAAUGUCGCACCUCUAGCACUCUUGUAGAUAAAAGUGAUGGGUGAUUUGUGAUAAUCAAAAGUUUUCAAUACUUGGCCUUUAUAUUACUGAACAAUGACUGAUUUGUUUUAUAUUGUCACUUAUAAUUUGUAUUUAUCAAAGAUUAAAAGAUGGCACCUCAUGAGGUAUAACGCUAAAACAUCUACAUCAUUGGGUUUGAAAUAUGUACAUAACGAGAGUCAAUACUAUCCAGAUGAUUGCAUUCAACAUAAAUGACAUGAAUCCAUUUGAAAUACUUAUUGUUUAGUACUGCACAGCUACCUUUUCACAUACGUUUUUAGAAGCCUACACUAUGUUUCUCCUGGAAUUUAGAAUUGAGAGAAACUGAGAAAUAUCAAAUAUUUGGUGUUGUUUCCUUCUAAUUGAUAGCCAAAGUUUGGCAGAGAAAAUGCCUUUUCACACUAUUGUGCCUGAAUUGCACUUUGUUGGCCCAAAUUAUUUUUCCUCACGGUCCUCUCCAGCACAGUACCUGUGUCAGAGACAUAAUUACGCCAGCACAUUACAGUUCAGCCAUCUUAGUAUGUUCAAAAAGCCUUUUAUGUGAUUAUGCUUAUGCUUCCCAUGUUUCUUUUUUCUUCUUCUUUGUAAUCAAUAUUUUGCUCAUUUCACAAGCCACGUUUCACCAAAGAAUAUUGGUUGUGAGAUGGCAUUGUUAAAAACUGAACCACUAUGCCUAUGAGUGUGGAAUGUUAUGCAUUGCAAUGAUAAACUUGACAUGGUAUAUUUAGGGUUAGAUAUUAACCCAGUAAACUUUACAACUGUAAGGGCAGGUGUGGAUACUGGCUAGGGGUUUAAAAAGUACUUUUACAAUCAGUAGUCAUUAACUGCAGUCUUGGAGUAAACAUGGCACAAAUGCAAUUGAACUACAAUUGUAUUUUAAUGUAAUUGUGUCAGGAUACUUGGACUAUUCUGCCAUUUUCUAGGGAUCUGUUAGCUUCAGAGGCUGAAGUUAUUUCCAAAGAAAUAAUGAGAAUGAAAGUGGCAUGGUUUUAAACUAUAUUAAUGUAACAUUUUCCUUUUAUAUGGGAAAUGUAUGAGUAUUAAAAGUUGAAUUGCCAUUUAGGAGACCAAGUCGCUGUCAUGUCAGGCUUCAGAUCAACAAUGAACAGGACUGCAUUUCAGGUUUAUAUUUACAUUUUUGUUUUGCUUUUCAGGGGGCUAUUGGUCUAUCAAUAUAAAGGCUGAUAAUAUGCACUAUAAGUAAGCAGUAAAAUAGUUGCAACUAACUUAGCCAACAGACAUAGUGGAUUAAAAGGAAGCAAGUGAGUGUUCAGAUUCACAUUUACUUUCCAUAGUUAGCCACUACUUCUGUUGUCUCAAUUUUAUUUCACUGCAGAUCUAAUGUAAUCACUUCCAGAAUUGCAGAGUGUAUUAUUUUGUCCUACUUUACUGAAAUGUGGCAAGAGUGAGACAUCAACUGGUUUUUCAGCCUUCUUACCUCACUUUUAGUAGUCAGAAAGGGUUCCUUUUAGGACAUUGUUACAAUUAGGUCAGUUUGAACUGAAAAUGUAUACACAAACCCAUAAGAACCCCCUUUUUGAAGUAUAAUCUUUACUUAACACUACAAAAAGGUUUUUAUUUAAUGCAUUAAAACAUCAAAUCAAAGUCAAAUGUAGGUUUCUACCCUAGAUGCAAUAUAAAAAAAAAGCAAUUUUAUAAUGUUAAAGAUACAUUUUCAAUUUCCUAACGAGGUUCAUUGAAAGUUUGAAAGUUUACUUUAAACUAAAUAAAUAUUAACUUACUAGGUAUAAAUGUAACCAAUGUAUAUAGCUAAUACUGUUGUUGUUUUUUGGUGGGAAUUAUUACUUGACAUCGGAUAAGAUGUUCACGCCUUUCACACAGUGUCUCAUGGUAGCCCUUAAUAAUACAGGCCAAAUUUGUCAAAUUAAUAUUUGUUUCUCAGUGUAGAAUUGGGAGGUUUGGGGGUUUAGGUUGGUUUAUUUGUAAGUAAAAAUUUGAUUAGUACUUCAGUGAAAGCAAAACAGGCUUCAAAGUGACCUCAUAGGAUGUAUGAUAAUAUACACACAAGUGUACAACCUUAUUUUAAAAGGAAUUACAUUUUAGUAAUUUAUUUUCCGACCCUGUUUUGACAAAGUUAACCAUAUUUUUUUAUAUAUCUUCGCUAAUUUAUUGAGCAGAAAAUAGAGAAACAUUGCAUAGUCAAGUAGGAAUGUAAUGAGUUUACAAUAGAUGUAAACAGUAAAUACUUAAGUAAUUCUGUAUUUUAUUUCCAAUGAAUUGGCUAAGAUUAUGAAAAUUUACAAAACUUUGUCAAUAUGGUGGUUUUGUAGAUCGGAAUCAGCUUAAUUCAAAAUAAGUUGAAUAGCUUGAUGGAUACUUUUGCAAGGUCUGAAAUAAAACCAAAUUCAAUUCUCUCUCAUAUACAUGAAUAUAUAUAUAUAUAGUGAUAUAGAACUACCUAAUCUUCAGUUCACGUGAUAGUUAAGAGCAACAAACUGAGAUAAUUGUGUGUUAUACCACUUUAACUCACCCCAAGAAAAGAUCAAAGAAAGUAAAUGUUUUUGUAGGUUGUGUAUGAUAUGUUGAAAGAAUCGGAGCAGAUCAACACUAAACAACAAUGCUUUUGGGUUAAUGAUCAUGCUUGUAAAACCUCAUUUUUUUU